Messenger RNA from Pelobates fuscus (common spadefoot toad), 1461 nucleotides. RefSeq names its product actin alpha 2, smooth muscle (gene ACTA2). The transcript has 9 exons. Lineage: Eukaryota; Metazoa; Chordata; Amphibia; Anura; Pelobatidae. The record is from RefSeq and is a predicted model, not a curated record. The coding region runs from base 147 to 1280 and encodes 377 amino acids.
UUUGGGAAGCUGGUGGGAGGGGAACAAACCUUCAGACUAUAUAGUCAAACAUUUUGCAGAUUUUCAGUGCACCAUCCCGGAGCAGACUAACCCCAGCAAAGCAGGAUUUUUUUGGUUGAGAGGCUCAAGCAAGUUGAAAUAAAAAGAUGUGUGACGAGGAAGACACUACUGCACUGGUGUGCGACAAUGGUUCUGGACUUUGCAAAGCUGGCUUCGCUGGGGAUGAUGCUCCGAGAGCCGUAUUCCCUUCAAUUGUGGGUCGACCCAGACAUCAGGGUGUGAUGGUAGGUAUGGGUCAGAAGGACAGCUAUGUUGGAGAUGAAGCCCAAAGCAAGAGAGGUAUCCUGACACUGAAGUAUCCAAUUGAGCAUGGCAUCAUAACUAACUGGGACGAUAUGGAGAAGAUUUGGCAUCACAGUUUCUAUAAUGAACUGCGUGUGGCACCCGAAGAACACCCUACCCUCCUAACAGAAGCUCCAUUGAAUCCAAAAGCAAACAGAGAAAAAAUGACCCAGAUCAUGUUUGAAACCUUCAACGUACCAGCAAUGUAUGUUGCUAUUCAGGCGGUGCUCUCUCUCUAUGCUUCUGGACGUACAACUGGUAUCGUACUUGACUCUGGUGAUGGUGUCACCCACAAUGUACCAAUCUAUGAAGGAUAUGCCCUCCCUCAUGCCAUUAUGCGUCUUGACCUGGCUGGCCGUGACUUAACAGACUACCUCAUGAAGAUCUUGACUGAACGCGGCUAUUCCUUUGUAACUACUGCUGAACGUGAAAUUGUCCGUGACAUCAAGGAGAAGUUGUGCUAUGUCGCCCUGGACUUUGAAAAUGAAAUGGCUACUGCUGCCUCUUCAUCCUCUCUUGAAAAGAGCUAUGAACUUCCGGACGGUCAGGUCAUCACAAUUGGCAAUGAGCGUUUCCGUUGCCCUGAGACACUUUUCCAGCCAUCAUUCAUUGGAAUGGAAUCUGCUGGCAUCCAUGAAACUACUUACAACAGUAUCAUGAAAUGUGACAUUGACAUCAGAAAGGAUCUCUACGCUAACAAUGUACUGUCAGGAGGUACCACCAUGUAUCCUGGCAUUGCUGACAGAAUGCAGAAAGAAAUCACCGCUUUGGCACCCAGCACAAUGAAAAUCAAGAUCAUUGCUCCCCCUGAACGCAAGUACUCUGUCUGGAUUGGAGGCUCCAUCCUCGCCUCUUUGUCUACCUUCCAGCAGAUGUGGAUCAGUAAACCAGAAUAUGAUGAAGCCGGACCCUCCAUUGUUCACCGCAAAUGCUUUUAAAAUUUCCUGUCUCCUUUUAUAUUAUUAUUAUUAUUUUCAAUUCCAAUAUAUUAAGUGUACCUUGAAAAGUACAUGCCCACCAUUUCAUUCCAAAAAUAUGUUAUAUGCUCUGAUUGGAUACAAAUCUAUUUUUUUUGGUUUUUGUUUUGUUUUUUGAUUAAAGCUUAUGCUACCAGUUACA